UGCUGAAUGUUGAGCGAGAAGGAACAGUUGUAGUUCCGGUUGAACUGCAAUGAGUUUCCGCGCCUUUUUUGUUUUCAGUCAUUUUUUUUCUUCACGACAACAUACAGUACGUGGAAAGUACUGUAAGGCGUACAAAAGAAGUAACGUAGCUGUGUAUUCAGAUACGUUUCGAAACUGCACGAUUUAUUGUAGACCCUACGAAUAACUACAACGAGGAAGAUGUUGCUGCCGUCUGAUAUUGCGCGGCUUGUUUUGGGUUAUUUACAGCAAGAAAAACUUAUGAACACUUGUCGAGCUUUCAUUUUGGAAAGCCCAAAUCUGAAGGAGUAUGCUGAACAUAGCACUGAGGAUGGGAGCAUUCCUGCUUGUGUUUUUUCACUGUUUGGCAAAACUUUGACAGCAAUAUUAAAUGAAUACAUCAUCAUAAAAGCAAAAGAUUCAAGUCAGGAAAUACAAGUUCCAGUCAUCAUGGCAUCUUUAUGGAAAAAGCUGGAGUUUACUCUUAAUCAAAUUAAGAGUAUGCAGAACUCGCAAAGUUUCGUGGCUAAUCAGAAAAUUCGAACAAGGAAUGCUAUAGCUGAAAUGAGGAGACAGCAGGUGCGAUCUUCCUCUCAGCCUACACAGUGUCCUUUGGUAAUUUUGGGGUCUUCAGAUCUUGGGCAGAAUGCAACUACAUCACUGUCAUCUUCAUCAAGAAUACUUGGAAAUUCAUCUCUGGUGACGUAUGGCACUCCUGUGUCCCAAACAGUCAACUACGAUAGAAAUCAGGCUAUUAAUCAGGACCAUGGCAGACCUGUGACAAAUAUUAAUAGAGAAUCUCCCUUACAAGUUGUUGUAGCUGAUAGAAGGUUUUCUUCUGGAUUAUUAUCCCCAGGAAGGAGAAAAUGUGAAUCUCCAAGGAGAAGAAACACAGUUUUGGCUGGACCAAACGUACCUCCUAAGAUUACACAGAGCAGUGUUGUUCAGUUAACAGAGCAAGAAGUUGAUACAGUCCAGGAGAUUAUUGGUGAAAACUUUCCACAAAUGGUUAUUGAAAAUGCAAGAGAGAAGAUACUAAGUGACAAAUCAUUGCAGGAAAAACUUGCAGAAAAUAUAAAUAUGAUUUUGGGAAGUGAAACAAAUAUUCAGCAGAUUUCAAAGCAGUCUACAAGCAGUGCUUUAGUUCCUGAUCAGUCUAUUGAUGAAAUCCUAGGACUUCAGGGAGAGAUCCACAUGACUGAUGAGGCAAUACAUGAUAUUCUGGAAAGGACAGAAUCUGAUCCUGCUUUUCAGGCAUUGUUUGACUUGUUUGAUAAUGGAAAGAGUAAAAACAGUGAUGAUGAUUCUCAAGAGCAGUCUAAUGUGACCUGCCAGGAUAACUUUGAACAUUUGGACAGCACUGAAAGAAGUAAAGAGCCCUUGGAAAAUACUUCUGAAGGUAGAGGUCAAGGAACAAGUAUUGAAAAUAAAAGAGUUGAAAUGGACAAUACAUUAUCCAAAACAAAAGCUACUCAAGAAAAUAAAAGCAGGAAAUCAGGCAGAAAAUCUUCAAUUUUGCUUCCUGUUGUCUCCAAGGAGCUAAAACGCCCUGAUGAAUCAAACGAAUCUUUGCCUUCUGAUAAAUUCACAUCCUCAUAUAAUGAUGGCACUUUUGGUAGCUUAUGUACUACCAGCAGUGAGAAAGAGACUUUGCUGUCCACAAUUCCUGUACAAAUAAAUGAAAGUCUCAACACAAGUCUUUCCACAGUCGAUAAAGAAGUAUCAAGUACAUUGAAUGUACAAAAUGAAUGUGAUAUGGAGACUGAUCAGCCAGCUCUGGAUCAGUGCCAAUUGGAGGAAUUGCCACCUGAUACAGUACAAGAUUCAGGUACUCCGACUGUCAAUAUAAAGUCACCAAAUAAAAAAUUAGAAACUGCUGUUGCUACAGAAACAAGUAUUCAGCUGUCCCAGUGUGAUACUACACAGGGUUCUGUUUAUGUAGACCCUAAAGAGUCUAAUGAACAGAGAACAGAAACUGCUGACAGCACACAAAAAGCUAUAGAAAAUUGCCAGCAUCCAGAAAUAAUAAUACAGCAGUUUCAAGGAUUUCAGAUAAAUAACUGCUUAUUGACAACUCUACAGCCCAGUUCAACCAUAGAAACUCAUAAAACUCCAAGUGAUGUAGUAGCUAAAAAUAUCAUGUCUCCUCCAGCUGUUAAGCAGAAAAGAAAACCUGCAAUCUUACGUCGAGGAGGAAGCAGCCCAUCUUGUCUUAAAGGAACUCCCAACAAAAAAACAUCUGCAGAUUCAAGUUCAGAUGCAGAAGGUAGCAAAACGGAAUGUAUGCCAAACCCUGUUGAAACAGUAUGCCCUCCAUCUUUUGAAAGUUCUACAACAUUGAAUACUGCUCUCCAACUUCCUGCUGGGCUCACUUGGUUGCACAAAGAUGGUACCAGUAGUACAACUGAACCAGGGUUUGACAGCAAUAUUGUUUCACUAAAAAUUAUAAUUAGCGAUGAACAGAAGGAUUCUUCAAGUGAUUCUGAAUUGAGCCAUGCAGUUUCUAGCAUUACAGAGGAUCGUAUACCCACUAUUAUUUUAUCAUCACCAGCUAAAUCACCUGAAAAGGCUAGUUUUGUUGCCAGUUCAGACAUGAACUCAGAUGAAACUGUUCUGGCUGUCACCUGCCUGCAAAAUGAAGAGAAUGUAUCUACCUUGGAGAGCAAUUCACAAAUGGCAAAGUCAGAUGAUCAUAUUUUAGGCAUUCAAACUCUAAAUGUUGAUAACAGUGUUCAGUUGUCUUUGCCUAGUUCUGCAGAUGUUGUUCAAGAAGGAGGAUUUAUACAGUUAUUGCCUACCUCUACCACAUAUGGAGGUUCAAGUAACUACAUAAUUGUAGCUAAUCAAGCUACUAUAGGCAAUAGCGUAAAGCAAACCCAUCCGAUUGGGCAAGCAACCAGCCCUGCUUUAGGGCAAGUUACUCCUGCACCUCACAACCUGAACAGUCCCUCAGGAUCCAGGUCAAUAGUUUCUGUUGGCCAGACAGUACCACACAGCUAUGGCCCAGGUUCUAGAAUUAUCCUUUCUUCUCCAGUGCAACCAGUACUCCAAAGUGUGAUGUUCCCUGUUUCUGUUGUUGGACAAAACAGCACUACCACUUUUCCUGUUUCAACUAAUCAGGUAUUUCAUGUCCCAGUUGGUUCCACUUUACCAAUUACAGCAAAGUUGCCUAUACCAGCUAAACCGAGACAAAUAGCACUCAAAAGCUCUUCAGACCCAAGAAAGUCCUCAAAUGUUGGAUCAGGAUCUGAGAAAUCUGCAAAUGUCAGUAGUAUACCAAAGCAAAGACCUACUGUAAUGCAAACAUCAGGAACCGAGGAACAGCAGAAGCCCUCUGUAGUGCCAUCUGUUACGGUUUCAUCAGCAUCCAGCUCUAGUCUGAAAACAAGUCUAAGUCACAAAAGAGUUCUGUGUUUUGAUAACAUUUCAACAUCCAAAACCUUAAACACUUCUGUAAGCAGCAGCCAAACAAGUGAAUCUAAAGCUUUAAUGGUGGAAGCCCCUUCAUUAACUGUGUCAUCAACAACUAUGGAGUCUGAAAAAACAUGUCAAAACAGUCAUAGCAUCCCUAAUAUUUCCAUGAAGAAAGAUCAGACCCAAAACACAGGAACUGAAGGAGACUCACGCACUACUGAACAGACCAUAAUAUCAGGAGGACAUCUAGGUAAAGCAAAGUUAUCAGAUGGGAAGGACCAAGUGGAUCAAAGAGAGAAAUUCUCUGAAAGUGAAAGUGUACACAAAAUAACAACAGUUCUUGAAUCCAAGAAUGACUCAGAUGUCAGAAAAUCAUGUGAUUCUGUUAGCAGUAAAGAUAGAUCUAAAGAUACUGAAUCACGAAGAGACCAGGAAAAAAGACGGAAAUCUAGUUCUUCUGUAAAUAAGAAGAAUGAAACACCUGUACACACAGCAAAAACUGAUGUACAUCAGAAAGAUAAGUUUGCCCUGUCUGAUCAUAAAGAGAAACACUCUGGAUCUGGAAAAGAUUUAGAUGAGAGGAGGAGGUCAGAAAUGGCAGAAAGUCGUGCAUCAAAAAGCAAAGAGGUGUGGACUGAUAAAAAGUCGUCCUUGGAAGAUGCUGCUAAUGUCACAGCGAAUAAAGAAAAUGAACUAGAGCCAGAGCAAAGCAAGCAGCGAGCCCAGGAAAAUGCUCCUGCCAACUCACAAAAUGACAAACCUUCAGUUUCAUCCAAUAUUUCUUUGCAAGUUCCAGAGGAACAGAGGCUUAAAAUUCGUAGAGGCAAGGGUGUCAGCCCAUUAACCAAGCAGGCAGCUGAAAUUCUACAGGAUAUUCAGGGACAAGUGCCAGGUUCUCCUCCCUCAAAUAAGUUGAUAUUGAGUGGCUCAGAACUACCAAUACCACAGACUCCUGGCUCAGGUAAACAUAUAGAAGAUCCUUUAGACUGCCCAAAGACUCCUGUGCGACGGCGAAUAAACAAAGAAGGAGAACUUACACCCAGGCAUCUUCCACCACCUGCCACACCAGACUUGCCUACUUGUAGCCCAGCGAGUGAAACUGGAAGUGAGAACAGCAUCAACAUGGCUGCUCACACACUUAUGAUUCUAUCUCGGGCAGCUAUUGCUAGAACGGGCACUCCUUUGAAAGACAGUGCUCAGCAGACAGGAAAAAUAUCUCAAAACAACAAAAAUUUAGGCAAAAAGCGGAAGCUUAGUGAGGAACAGAAGAGUCCGCCAUCAAAAAAGGAUCAACAGAGAUCUGUUUCACCGGCAAGGAAGAAGAAAACAAAAAAACAGAAGAAGCUAUUGGACUCUUUCCCAGAUGGGAUGGAUGUAGACAAAUUCUUGUCUUCACUGCACUACGAUGAGUGAGAAAAUGCCUUGAGCAGUACAUGGAACAUGCAAGACUGAAAAAACCUGCUGCAUAUAGGAUCAGCGAAUCAGCACGGAAGAUGGU
This is a messenger RNA of Polypterus senegalus (gray bichir), 4930 nucleotides long. RefSeq names its product nuclear protein, ataxia-telangiectasia locus (gene npat). NCBI's taxonomy places the organism in Eukaryota, Metazoa, Chordata, Cladistia, Polypteriformes, Polypteridae. The transcript is spliced from 18 exons. The record is from RefSeq and is a predicted model, not a curated record. Gene Ontology annotation, cellular component: nucleus. Bases 220 to 4845 code for a protein of 1541 amino acids. Gene Ontology annotation, molecular function: protein binding; transcription coregulator activity.